This is a messenger RNA of Ilex paraguariensis (yerba mate), 1525 nucleotides long. The record is from the annotation of a GenBank genome assembly. NCBI's taxonomy places the organism in Eukaryota, Viridiplantae, Streptophyta, Magnoliopsida, Aquifoliales, Aquifoliaceae.
UUCUAUCUCUCUCUCUCUCUCUCUACACCUACUUACAGAGAAGAAAUGGGGGCCAAAGGAGACUUUGUGGUGAAGGUGACAAGAACCGAAACAGUGGCAGCAGUGUUGCCAAUGCAGGACCAUUGGCUGCCAAUGUCGAACCUAGACUUGCUCUUGCCUCCAGUGGAUGUGGGUGUGUUCUUCUGUUAUAAAAAACCCAAAGACAACUCUUUAACGUUUGGAUCCAUGGUGGGUGUGCUUAAAAAAGCCAUGGCUCAGGCAUUGGUGUCCUACUACGCUUUCGCCGGAGAGGUUGUGCAGAACACUGUUGGUGAGCCAGAGCUUCUCUGCAACAACAAUGGCGUUGAAUUCGUUGAAGCCUUUGCAGAGGUAGAGCUAAGAGACCUCAACUUGCACAAUCCUGAUGAGAGCAUUGAGGGCAAGUUGAUGCCUAAGAAGAAGCAUGGGGUGCUCUCUGUCCAGGCAACGGAGCUCAAAUGCGGUGGACUUGUGGUGGCGUGCACCUUUGACCAUCGAGUGGCAGAUGCCUACUCCGCCAACAUGUUUCUAGUAUCAUGGGCGGAGAUGGCUCAGUCCAAACCACUAUCUCAGUUGCCAUCAUACCGACGAUCAUUGCUCAACCCUCGACGUCCUGGGUUCUACCAUCCCUCCAUCGACGAUUUGUACGUGCCCGUCUGUGCUCUACCACCACCAACAGAUCCCCAACCUGACACCAAUGAUAAUCAACUGGUAAGCCGCAUCUAUUACAUUGAGGCCAACCAUCUCUGCAGCCUCCAAUCUCUGGCCAACGGGGGUAAUAAUGGCACUACCAUUGGAAUGGGACGCAAGAGAUCAAAGCUCGAGGCGUUCAGUGCCUUCCUUUGGAAACUGGUCGCUGCCGCCGGUGAAGAAAACAAGGUGUGCAGGAUGGGCAUUGUAGUUGAUGGGAGGACAAGGUUGCAAGUCGGAGAUCGGAAAACCACUCAAAUGGACUCAUACUUCGGGAACGUGGUUUCAAUCCCAUUUGGAGAGAAGAAUUCAGAGGAGUUAACGGAGAGGCCGUUGAGCUGGGUGGCGGAUUCAGUUCACGAGUUCUUGGAUACUGCAGUGACUGAGGAUCAUUUCCAAGGGCUGAUAGACUGGGUGGAGGCUCAUCGUCCGCAACCGUUAUUGGCUAAGAUAUACGCCGGUGGAGGAGAGGAAGGGCCUGCGUUUGUGGUGUCAUCGGGGCAGCGGUUUCCGGUGGAGAAGGUGGAUUUGGGGUGGGGUAAGCCCGCAUUUGGGUCAUACCAUUUCCCGUGGGGAGGAAGAGCUGGGUAUGUGAUGCCAAUGCCUAGUCCGUUGGAUAACGGGGACUGGAUUGUGUACAUGCACCUUCUCCAACGGCAGUUGGACUUGGUGGAGGCCAAGGCCGGUCAUGUGUUUAGGGCCUUGACUUCCGAUUACAUUAAACUAAUUUGAGAUGUAAUAUUAAUUUCUACCAUAAUUAAACAGAAAAUGUUAUGCUUACCGAAAAAGUUUUAUCAAAUCUUUUAUACUAAAUGAU